AUGGGUUCACCUUUAUCCCCGAUUAUAGCUGAUUUAGUAUUACGGGACAUUGAAGAGAAAGCUUUAAAUUCACUUAAUUUCUGUUGUACUUUUUAUUUUCGAUAUGUGGAUGAUAUAAUUUUGGCAGCACCUGAGGAUAAAAUUGAAGUUAUUAAAGACACCUUUAACAACAUACAUAGACGGUUGCAAUUUACAGUAGAAUUUGAACAAAACCAUAUGAUCAGCUUUUUGGAUUUGUUAUUAAUUGUGGAGGAUGGAAUUGUAAAACUUGAUUGGUUUCAUAAAAAGACUUUUUCGGGCAGAUAUCUGUCGUUUUUAUCAAAUCAUCCUAUUUGUCACAAAAUAGGCACUAUAUAUAGCCUUGUGGACAGAGCGAUUUUAUUAUCACAUCCUGAAUUUCAACAAAAAAAUUUAGAACAGUGCAUUACAAUACUUUUACAGAAUGGAUAUCCUAUAGAUUUCAUCUUUAAAUAUUUCAACAGAAGAAUAAAAAACUUGAUUCAAUCCAAAAAGAUUGUGUCCACAAUUAAUGACAAUUCCAAUAACACAAUUAAUGACAAUUCCAAUAAUAACAAUAAUGUAAAAAAGAAAUAUAUGGUACUUCCGUUUAUACAAGGUAUAACACAUGCAGUUACGAACAUGUUUAAUAAAUCUCUUUACAAGAUAGGUUACAGAUGCUUGAAUAAGUUAGAUAUGUUUAUAAAAACACUCAAAGAUAAAAAAGAAAUAGCUAGCAAUAAUAAUGUUGUAUACAAGAUCCCAUGUAAAAAUUGUGAUAUAACCUAUGUGGGACAAACUAAAAGGAAAUUGAGCACAAGAAUUAAAGAACAUAUGAAUAAUAAAAAGCUUGAGCAGUCUAGACAUUCGGUACUAACUAACCAUAUUUUACAAUGUAAUCAUGAAUUUGAUUGGAACAAUACUAAAAUUAUGGAUUAUGAACCUAAUUAUAAUAAGAGACUAAUCUCAGAGACUUUACAUAUUAAAGAACAAUUAAAUGGAAUAAAUUUAAAGAAGGAUACCGAAUCUCUUGACGAUGUAUAUGUACAUUUGCUGGAACGUAUUGGUGACAAUAAACAAUGA
This is a messenger RNA of Cyphomyrmex costatus, 1080 nucleotides long. RefSeq lists its product as uncharacterized. The record is from RefSeq and is a predicted model, not a curated record. The transcript has a single exon. The coding region runs from base 1 to 1080 and encodes 359 amino acids. NCBI's taxonomy places the organism in Eukaryota, Metazoa, Arthropoda, Insecta, Hymenoptera, Formicidae.